CAGCAUCGAUGACGACAUGCUACCUUGAGAUGGGAACCUUCCGAUGUUUUGGUAUCUUCAUGAAUGCGUACCUAGACGAAUUUCAAACCUCUGUAACAGUUGUUUCAUUAAUCUCGGGGGUGUUUCCAAUCACAUUUUGUCUAGCAGUUCUGCCGGUGACGGUAUUUGGUACUGAACGCUUUGGCUGUCGUGCAUUGGUUAUCCACGGGGGAUGUGCUCUCUUUGUGGGAUACAUCCUAAGCAGUGUAGCCCCGAGCAUUGAGGUAGUUAUGCUGGCGCAAGGUGUCAUUGCAGCAAGCGGAGCAGCCUGCACAAACCCACCAAGUUUAAUUAUACUUGGAAGAUAUUUUGAUAAAAGAAGAGGGUUUGCAAAUGGCUUAGCUUUAGCAGCGGGUAGCUUAGGAGGGAUGCUUACACCAAUUGUGUUCACCAAGUUAAUGGAGGAAUAUUCUGUCAGAGGCGCUCUACUCAUUCAGGCAGCUUUACUGUUUAAUAUCGUGGCUGCUGCAUCUUUGUUUCGUCCAACAGAACUCACUGCAAAACUGUACCAAUUUGAGAAACAGAAAAAAGAACGGGAACAGAGACUUGAAUCAGUAAAACAAGACCAGUUCGAUGAAGGAGGCAUUAACGAAAAUCUUGUUUUGAAAAAAGUAAAAAAUAACAUAGGCCACAUGGAAGAAAAUGGACUUCUAGUUCCGAAAGAAAUACACUCAGCUGAACAUAAAAGAGGAAUUUCCACUUCGUGUUCAUCUUUUUUGAAAACACCGCAGGAACACCGUCAAAGUACCUCCAUUGUGUCUCAAUUUAAUAGUAUUCAUAGUAUUAUGUCACCAUCUUUAGCCGACCUCCAUUUGGCAUCAGAAAGGAAACACUCAGGCUAUAAAUCAGCCAUAAAGUGCUCCUGUGUAAACUCUUUUUUGAAAAUAAUGGAUGUUAGGCUGUUAAAGAAUAAGCUUGUAGCCCUUUUUACAAUCGUCUUCUGCACGGGUUCAGUUGGAACAUGUCUCGGUGUCAUAUUUGUAGCCCCAUUAGCCCGGGACCAGAAUCUCACAAAGGAUGAAAUAGCAAUAACCACCGCUUUAGUCAGUGGAUCCGAGUUUGUUUUUCGAAUAUUACUCGGAAUAUUUGCGGACAUGAAUGUUAUAGAGAGAUACCGUAUUGUUCAAAUCUCUCUGUUUGGAACCGGUGCUGUUUUACUGUCAUCUGUUGUGAUUACGUCAUUUUGGCAGUUUACGAUCUUUAGUAUGAUUUACGGCCUAUUUAGCGGGCCCCUACUUUCUAUGUAUGCACCGGUCUGUAUAGAUUUUGUUGGGUUAGAGAAGUUCCACCGAGUAGUUGGAAUUCUACUGUUCUUUCAAGGAAUGAUCGUCGGUGGAUUUGGACCUACUAUAGGUAUAAUGAGAGAUUCCUUUGGUUCCUACAUCCCUGCUUUCCAAAUGAUGUCAUCUAUUACAAUUUUUGCUGGCUGUCUCUUAUUCUUUGUUCCAUUUUUACGAAAAUUAGAAUCUUCUCCAGAUGUUGAGCUUGAAAGCGAAGAACGAAAACUAGAAUUAAAAGUCAAAGAAACUUGCUGAGGGUAUCUUGCUUAUUUGUCCACGAAUAAAUAAAUCUAAUUAU
Molecule: messenger RNA, 1617 nt
Organism: Saccostrea cuccullata (small rock oyster)
Lineage: Eukaryota; Metazoa; Mollusca; Bivalvia; Ostreida; Ostreidae
Product: monocarboxylate transporter 8-like
Exons: 4
Coding region: 9-1574 (521 amino acids)
Biological process (GO): transmembrane transport
Cellular component (GO): membrane
Molecular function (GO): monocarboxylic acid transmembrane transporter activity
Source: RefSeq, a predicted model, not a curated record